AUGACCGCCAUCGAAACGAAGUGCGGCACGCGAGCGGCAGGUAAGCUAGGACAGCGUGGUCGUCAAAAGUCUGACACCGGCUUUGGCGAUUCGCGUAUAGGCUCAGCGAAUGCAGCUAGUCGUAGCGAUGUCAAGAGUGCAAGCACGCAGUGA
Parastagonospora nodorum SN15 is the source of this 153-nucleotide messenger RNA. RefSeq lists its product as hypothetical. NCBI's taxonomy places the organism in Eukaryota, Fungi, Ascomycota, Dothideomycetes, Pleosporales, Phaeosphaeriaceae. The record is from RefSeq and is a predicted model, not a curated record. The transcript is spliced from 2 exons. The coding region runs from base 1 to 153 and encodes 50 amino acids.